AUGCACCAGCAGCAGCAGCCGGAGCAGCACCCAGAAGAGGCGAACUAUGCAAGUAGCACCAGAAUUCCUCUCCCUGGUGACGGACCAGCUAUUCAGUCAAACAGUUCAGCACCAUCCAAGCAAACUGUUCUAUCUUGGCAAGCUGCAAUUGAUGCUGCUAGACAAGCAAAGGCUGCCCAAAAUAUGAGUACCACCACAGCCCAGCCUGUAGGGUCUCUGUCCCAAAGAAAACGCCAGCAAUAUGCCAAGAGCAAAAAACAGGGUAAUACGUCUAAUAGUCGGCCACCCCGUGCCCUUUUCUGUUUAUCCCUCAACAACCCAAUACGAAGAGCCUGCAUUAGUCUAGUAGAAUGGAAACCGUUUGACAUAUUUAUACUACUGUCUAUUUUUGCCAAUUGUGUGGCCUUAGCUGUUUACAUCCCAUUCCCAGAAGAUGAUUCUAAUUCAACUAAUCAUAAUUUGGAAAAAGUAGAAUAUGCCUUCCUGAUAAUUUUUACAGUUGAAACAUUUUUGAAGAUUAUAGCAUAUGGAUUAUUAUUACACCCCAAUGCAUAUGUUAGAAAUGGAUGGAAUUUAUUGGAUUUUGUAAUAGUAGUAGUAGGAUUAUUUAGUGUAAUAUUGGAACAAUUAACCAAAGAAACAGAAGGUGGCAGCCACUCAGGUGGCAAACCUGGUGGCUUUGAUGUCAAAGCCCUAAGAGCCUUUCGUGUAUUGCGACCUCUCCGGCUUGUAUCAGGAGUGCCCAGUUUACAAGUUGUCCUGAACUCCAUUAUAAAAGCCAUGGUUCCCCUCCUCCAUAUUGCCCUUUUGGUAUUGUUUGUAAUCAUAAUCUAUGCUAUUAUAGGAUUGGAACUUUUUAUUGGAAAAAUGCACAAAUCUUGUUUUCUUAUUGAUUCAGAUAUACUAGUUGAAGAAGAUCCAGCACCUUGUGCAUUCUCAGGGAAUGGACGUCAGUGUGUCAUGAAUGGCACUGAAUGUAAGGGUGGAUGGGUUGGACCAAAUGGAGGCAUAACCAACUUUGAUAAUUUUGCAUUUGCGAUGUUGACUGUGUUCCAGUGUAUAACUAUGGAAGGAUGGACUGAUGUGUUAUACUGGGUAAAUGAUGCAAUAGGAUGUGAAUGGCCAUGGAUCUAUUUUGUUAGUCUUAUCAUCCUUGGCUCAUUUUUCGUACUUAACCUGGUUCUUGGUGUACUUAGUGGAGAAUUUUCCAAAGAAAGAGAAAAAGCCAAGGCCCGAGGGGACUUUCAGAAGCUACGUGAAAAACAGCAGCUUGAAGAAGAUCUGAAGGGGUAUUUAGAUUGGAUUACACAGGCAGAAGACAUUGACCCUGAGAAUGAUGAAGAGGUUGAUGAAGAAGGCAAGCGGAACACAAGCAUGCCCACCAGUGAAACUGAAUCAGUGAACACAGAGAAUGUGAGCGGAGAAGGAGAGAACCCAGCAUGCUGUGGGAGUUUAUGUCAAACCAUCUCAAAAUCCAAGUUCAGUCGACGCUGGCGUCGCUGGAAUCGAUUCAAUCGAAGAAAAUGCAGAGCUGCAGUAAAAUCUGUCACAUUUUAUUGGCUUGUUAUAGUCUUGGUCUUUCUGAACACAUUAACUAUCUCAUCGGAGCAUUAUAAUCAACCUGACUGGCUGACCCAGAUCCAAGAUAUCGCAAAUAAAGUUCUUCUGGCUUUAUUCACCUGUGAAAUGUUAGUAAAGAUGUACAGCUUGGGCCUACAGGCUUAUUUUGUUUCUCUUUUUAACCGCUUUGAUUGCUUCGUUGUUUGUGGUGGCAUUGUUGAAACCAUUUUGGUGGAGUUGGAAAUUAUGUCACCCCUUGGAAUUUCAGUGUUUCGCUGUGUUCGUCUCCUGCGUAUUUUUAAAGUAACAAGGCACUGGGCAUCCCUGAGCAACUUGGUAGCAUCCUUGUUAAACUCAAUGAAGUCCAUUGCUUCACUGUUGCUUCUGCUUUUCCUCUUCAUCAUAAUCUUCUCGUUGCUUGGAAUGCAGCUGUUUGGAGGCAAAUUUAAUUUUGAUGAAACUCAAACAAAACGGAGCACCUUCGAUAAUUUUCCACAAGCUCUUUUAACUGUAUUCCAGAUUCUAACAGGUGAAGACUGGAAUGCUGUUAUGUAUGAUGGUAUAAUGGCAUAUGGUGGCCCAUCAUCGUCAGGCAUGAUAGUCUGUAUAUAUUUCAUUAUCCUCUUCAUCUGUGGUAACUAUAUCUUGCUAAAUGUCUUCUUGGCCAUUGCUGUGGAUAACUUGGCAGAUGCUGAAAGUCUAAAUACAGCUCAGAAAGAAGAAGCUGAAGAAAAGGAAAGGAAAAAGAAUGCAAGAAAAGAAAGUCUGGAAAACAAAAAAAGUGAGAAGUCAGAAGGUGACCAAAAGAAGCCCAAGGAUAGUAAGGUGAAAAUUGCUGAAUAUGGAGAAGGAGAGGAUGAGGAUAAGGAUCCCUAUCCACCCUGUGAUGUACCAGUAGGUGAAGAUGAAGAAGAUGAGGAGGAUGAACCAGAGGUACCAGCAGGCCCACGUCCCCGUAGAAUAUCAGAACUAAAUAUGAAGGAGAAAAUAACACCGAUCCCUGAAGGGAGUGCCUUCUUCAUUUUCAGCAGCACCAAUCCAAUUCGAGUGGGAUGCCACAGACUCAUCAAUCACCACAUCUUUACCAAUCUCAUCCUUGUCUUCAUCAUGCUGAGCAGUGUUUCCCUAGCAGCAGAAGAUCCAAUUCGCAGCCAUUCUUUUCGAAAUAAUAUACUUGGUUACUUUGACUAUGCUUUCACAGCCAUCUUUACUGUUGAAAUCCUGUUAAAGAUGACAGCUUUUGGAGCAUUCCUUCAUAAAGGGUCCUUCUGCAGGAAUUAUUUUAAUUUGCUGGAUUUGCUGGUUGUGGGUGUUUCUCUGGUAUCAUUUGGUAUUCAAUCAAGUGCUAUCUCAGUUGUGAAGAUCCUCAGAGUUUUAAGAGUCUUGAGGCCUCUAAGGGCAAUAAACAGAGCAAAAGGACUUAAGCAUGUUGUUCAAUGUGUCUUUGUGGCUAUUAGAACUAUUGGCAAUAUCAUGAUUGUUACAACUCUGCUGCAGUUCAUGUUUGCUUGUAUUGGAGUGCAGCUGUUCAAGGGAAAAUUCUACAGGUGCACUGAUGAAGCAAAACAGAAUCCCGAGGAAUGCCGAGGGAUAUACAUUGUUUAUAAAGAUGGAGAUGUUGAUAAUCCAAUGGUCAAAGAGAGGGUCUGGCAAAAUAGUGAUUUCAACUUUGAUAACGUUCUGUCUGCUAUGAUGGCCCUUUUUACAGUAUCCACUUUUGAAGGCUGGCCAGCGCUGCUAUACAAAGCCAUUGAUUCAAAUGGCGAGAAUGUAGGACCUGUAUACAACUAUAGAGUGGAGAUCUCAAUUUUUUUCAUCAUCUAUAUCAUCAUAAUUGCUUUCUUUAUGAUGAACAUAUUUGUUGGUUUUGUGAUUGUUACAUUCCAAGAACAGGGAGAACAAGAGUAUAAGAACUGUGAGCUGGACAAAAAUCAGCGUCAGUGUGUAGAAUAUGCCUUGAAGGCACGUCCUCUUCGUAGAUAUAUUCCAAAAAAUCCUUACCAGUACAAGUUCUGGUAUGUGGUGAAUUCUACUGGAUUUGAAUACAUCAUGUUUGUCCUCAUCAUGCUGAACACACUUUGCUUGGCUAUGCAGCACUAUGGACAGUCUAAGCUCUUUAAUGAUGCAAUGGACAUUAUGAAUAUGGUUUUCACAGGAGUGUUCACUGUUGAAAUGGUUUUGAAACUGAUUGCAUUCAAACCCAAGAUUUUUGUAAGAAAAAAAGAAAGAUGGCUAGGCUAUUUUAGUGAUGCCUGGAAUACGUUUGACUCCCUCAUCGUUAUUGGCAGCAUAGUAGACGUCGUUCUCAGUGAAGCUGAUCACUAUUUCACUGAUGCAUGGAACACUUUUGAUGCCUUAAUUGUUGUUGGUAGCGUCGUUGAUAUUGCUAUAACAGAAGUUAAUCCAAAGCCAACUGAAACAGUCACAACUGAUGAGUCUGGGAACUCUGAAGACAGCGCUAGAAUCUCCAUCACUUUUUUCCGUCUCUUCCGGGUGAUGAGGUUGGUGAAGCUGCUUAGCAGAGGAGAAGGAAUCAGAACUUUACUGUGGACAUUUAUUAAGUCAUUUCAGGCUCUGCCUUACGUUGCCCUUUUGAUAGCCAUGCUGUUCUUCAUCUAUGCUGUCAUUGGAAUGCAGGUAUUUGGAAAAGUGGCCAUGAGGGACAACAAUCAAAUAAACAGAAACAACAAUUUUCAGACUUUCCCCCAGGCUGUGCUUCUUCUCUUCAGGUGUGCAACUGGAGAAGCCUGGCAGGAAAUCAUGCUGGCAUGUUUGCCUGGAAAACGCUGUGAUCCGGAAUCUGAUUAUAAUCCAGGGGAAGAAUACACAUGUGGAAGCAAUUUUGCCAUAAUUUAUUUUAUCAGUUUUUACAUGCUUUGUGCAUUUUUGAUUAUAAACUUAUUUGUGGCUGUCAUUAUGGAUAAUUUUGAUUAUUUGACACGUGACUGGUCUAUUCUGGGUCCCCAUCAUUUGGAUGAGUUCAAAAGGAUAUGGUCAGAAUAUGACCCUGAAGCAAAGGGAAGGAUAAAGCAUCUGGAUGUGGUUACAUUACUGAGACGCAUUCAGCCACCACUUGGUUUUGGCAAAUUAUGCCCUCACCGAGUGGCCUGCAAGAGGUUAGUAGCCAUGAAUAUGCCACUAAACAGUGAUGGAACCGUCAUGUUCAAUGCUACUUUGUUUGCUUUGGUUAGGACUGCUUUAAAGAUAAAAACAGAAGGUAACCUAGAGCAAGCAAAUGAAGAACUUAGAGCAGUUAUAAAGAAAAUAUGGAAGAAAACAAGCAUGAAAUUACUUGACCAAGUUGUCCCUCCUGCUGGCGAUGAUGAGGUAACCGUGGGGAAGUUCUAUGCCACCUUCCUGAUACAGGACUACUUUAGGAAAUUCAAGAAACGCAAAGAGCAAGGACUGGUGGGGAAAUAUCCUGCGAAGAAUACCACGAUUGCUCUGCAGGCAGGACUAAGGACACUUCAUGAUAUUGGCCCUGAAAUACGCCGAGCUAUAUCCUGUGACUUGCAAGAUGAUGAACCAGAGGAAAACAAUCCAGAGGAGGAGGAAGAUGUUUAUAAAAGGAAUGGUACCCUCUUUGGCAACCAUAUAAACCAUAUUAGCAGUGACAGACGAGAUUCAUUUCAACAGAUCAACACCACACACCGUCCCUUACAUGUUCAGCGGCCUUCAAUUCCAUCUGCAAGUGAUACUGAGAAAAAUAUAUAUCCUCAGGCAGGAAAUUCUGUAUACCACAAUCAUCAUAAUCACAACUCAGUAGGAAAGCAAGUUCCAAACUCAACGAAUGCCAAUCUCAAUAAUGCCAACGUGUCCAAAGUUGUUCAUGGAAAACACACAAAUUUUGGAAAUCAUGAGCAUAGAUCUGAAAACGGUUACCAUUCACACUCCAGAACUGAUCAUGAGAAGCGUAGAAGGCCAAGCAGUAGGAGAACCCGCUACUAUGAAACUUAUAUUAGAUCUGACUCUGGUGAUGGGCGUCGACCUACUAUUUGCCGCGAAGAACGUGAAGUUCAAGACUAUUGCAAUGAUGAUCAUUAUUUGGGAGAGCAGGAAUACUUCAGUGGAGAAGAGUAUUACGAGGAAGACAGUAUGUUGUCAGGAAGCAGGCACAUGUAUGAUUACCACUGUAGAUAUCACUGCCAUGACUCGGAUUUUGAGAGACCAAAAGGUUACCAUCACCCACAUGGUUUUUUUGAGGAAGAUGAUUCACAGAUCUGUUAUGAUAUGAAAAGAUCUCCCAGGAGACGGCUGCUACCUCCAACGCCAACACCAAAUAGAAGAUCUUCCUUUAACUUCGAAUGCCUCCGCCGACAAAGUAGUCAAGAUGACAUACCACUCUCUCCGAAUUUCCACCAUCGCACUGCUUUACCACUUCACUUAAUGCAACAGCAGGUCAUGGCUGUCGCAGGUCUGGAUUCCAGCAAAGCUCAUAAACAUUCACCAAGUCGUUCAACGCGUUCCUGGGCUACUCCACCUGCAACCCCUCCCAACAGGGACCGUACUCCGUAUUACACGCCUCUGAUCCAGGUUGACAGGGCUGAAUCUACAGAACAUAUGAACGGUAGCCUGCCUUCCUUGCAUAGGAGCUCUUGGUACACAGAUGACCCUGAUAUUUCCUACCGAACAUUUACACCAGCCAAUUUAACUGUACCUAAUGACUUUAGGCAUAAACAUAGUGACAAACAGAGGAGUGCAGACAGUUUGGUAGAAGCGGUACUUAUAUCGGAAGGCCUAGGAAGGUAUGCAAAGGACCCUAAAUUUGUUUCAGCUACAAAACACGAGAUUGCUGAUGCAUGUGACAUGACUAUUGAUGAGAUGGAAAGUGCAGCAAGUAAUCUUCUCAAUGGAAAUAUUAGCAAUGGGACCAACGGGGAUAUGUUUCCCAUUUUAAGCAGACAAGAUUAUGAACUUCAAGAUUUUGGUCCUGGCUACAGUGAUGAAGAACCAGAAACAGGACGAUAUGAAGAAGACUUAGCUGAUGAAAUGAUAUGCAUUACAAGCUUAUAG
Molecule: messenger RNA, 6573 nt
Organism: Gavia stellata (red-throated loon)
Lineage: Eukaryota; Metazoa; Chordata; Aves; Gaviiformes; Gaviidae
Gene: CACNA1D
Product: calcium voltage-gated channel subunit alpha1 D
Exons: 50
Coding region: 1-6573 (2190 amino acids)
Biological process (GO): calcium ion import across plasma membrane
Cellular component (GO): voltage-gated calcium channel complex; membrane
Molecular function (GO): high voltage-gated calcium channel activity
Source: RefSeq, a predicted model, not a curated record